This is a messenger RNA of Nilaparvata lugens (brown planthopper), 2481 nucleotides long. RefSeq names its product forkhead box protein J1.2-like. The transcript is spliced from 6 exons. The coding region runs from base 607 to 2193 and encodes 528 amino acids. Lineage: Eukaryota; Metazoa; Arthropoda; Insecta; Hemiptera; Delphacidae. Gene Ontology annotation, molecular function: RNA polymerase II cis-regulatory region sequence-specific DNA binding; DNA-binding transcription factor activity, RNA polymerase II-specific. The record is from RefSeq and is a predicted model, not a curated record. Gene Ontology annotation, biological process: regulation of transcription by RNA polymerase II.
AUAAAAAUACAGAAAUUGCUCGCUUAAUAUAAUAGGAUUCAUAAUAACUCACAAUAAAGUUAACUAGUCCAUGGCGGUAGAGAGAGACAGUGUGUCUCUCUCUUAACUAUUCAAGAGAAAGAGAAAAAGAUACAGACAGAGAGAGUAACUGCUCUUAUUAGUACCCCCACAAUCGAUAUAUGGGUACCUCUCUCUUUUUCUCUCUCAUAGUCUACCGCCAGCGUAUGUCUAGUAUAGGACAGGUGUGAGCUUGGUCCGGGGAGGGGGGGUAAGGGCUUUCGGGACCCCUAGUUUUGGGGGGAACCCCCAAGAGGGGUGGUAGGGGGACGGUCUCUAACCACCUGCUCGACGGUUGGUCAGUCUUACAGUUUACAGCGCAAUGGUAGUUUGCUAGUAGUCAGUCUAGAGGCAGUGGUCAUACAGAUGUGAGGGUUAACCGUAGAGUUAACCGGAGGUUAAACCGUUAAAUCAGAGAUUAACCAGUUGAACAUCCCCAAAAAAUACGGUAGUGAAUAAUUGAAUUUUAGUGAAAGUUUAUGUUGUGUUCUAGUGUUUAAAUUCAACCAGAUUUAGUGGAAAGGAGUGUGAAAAUUAGGUGAUGUGGCCAUGAUGGUGAAAACAGGGGACGAGCAUUUGAAACUGGAGAAAGCUGCUUGUGGAGGGGAAUGUAAAGAAGUCGCAAUAGGUCAUGCAGCAGUAACUGUCGAACCUCCACCGCCGUCAAUCAAAUCCUCGCGAUGCGACGAUCAACAUCAGCUGAUGCCGCAGCUCACAAGCGACGAAGACCGAUGCGGCCAUAUCUCUGAUCAACUGAUCCUGCAGCCCACAAACGACGAAGACCGAUGCGGGAACGACCAUCAAAUGAUUCUGCAGCCCACAAACGAUGAAGACCAAUGCGGGAACAAUCAUCAACUGAUUCUGCUACCCACAAACGACGAAGACCGAUGCGGGAACGACCAUCAAAUGAUUCUGCAGCCCACAAACGAUGAAGACCAAUGCGGGAACAAUCAUCAACUGAUUCUGCUACCCACAAACGACGAAGACCGAUGCGGGAACGACCAUCAAAUGAUUCUGCAGCCCACAAACGAUGAAGACCGAUGCGGGAACGACCAUCAAAUGAUUCUGCUACCCACAAACGACGAAGACCGAUGCGGGAACGACCAUCAAAUGAUUCUGCAGCCAGCUACCGACGAAGACCAAUGCAGCAAUGACCACCAAAUGAUGCUGCAGCCCUCAAACGACGAAGACCGAUGCGGGAACGACCAUCAACUGAUUCUGCAGCCUAUAAAAGACGAAGACCGAUGCGGGAACGACCAUAAACUGAUUCCGCAGCCAGCUAGCGACGAAGACCGAUGCGAUCUCACCAGUCUCCACUGGUUGCACCAAUCAGACCUCCUCAACAGCUGUGUCUCCUCUCUCCCCACGCCUCCCAAUUCUCCCUCCCACGCGCACACACCCUCUCACUCACUCGCCAAGGCCGCCAACGGACAUAAGGCCGCACAGACUCUAAGGCUGACACUCAACCCAGCCUGUGCCGAAGACUACAAACUAAGCGGUGAUCACAAGCCGCCAUUUUCGUAUGCCACCCUCAUCUGUAUGGCAAUGAGGGCCAACAAUAAUAAGAUGACCCUAUCUGCCAUCUAUGCAUGGAUCAGGGAUAACUUCCUGUACUACAGAAACGCUGAUCCUACAUGGCAGAACUCGAUUAGACACAACCUAUCUUUGAACAAGUGCUUUGUGAAAGUGCCUCGGUCAAGGGACGAGCCUGGUAAGGGAGGAUUCUGGAAGCUGGACUUGGACCGGCUGGAGGAGGGUCAGAGGAAUAGGAGACGGCUAGGUAGCAGUGGCUUGAGCAACCGCCGCCGAAACCGCUCGAAACGCAAACCGCCCGCCGCGUCAACGGUCGCCGUUGUGACGUCAUCCUCAGAGCUCGUGGUUAUGACGUCACCGUCAGAUCCCCCCCUCACGCCGCCAAACCAGCCACCAGUCAGCGAAAGCCCCUCUACAAUCAUGCCGCCUCCCUCGCUAACCCUCAACCUUACCAACUUGAACAUGACUGUGGAAAGCAUUCUGCCAACAUUCCAAACUGAGACGUGUUUUGCAGAAGAUGAGUUGGCUAACCUGCUUGUGGGUAACGGCGGGUGGGAUGAUUCUCAACUCGAGCUCUUGCAUUCUCUUCUAGAUACUAUUUAGAUGUUUUAGUUAUUUUCCAUUUUCGAACAAGAAUUUGACUCUCAACUAUGGUUGAAUUAAAAGUUCUUCCGACUUGAAGGGAUAUGCGGAGCAUAGAAAAGUAGGGAUACAGCGGCGGCGAUGUUUCCCUGCUAAACCAGUCAAUUUUUUAAAGUCUCUAGUGAGUGUUCAACACUUCAUGAUACAAAUACCAAGAGAUAGGUAUUACCAUAGAGAAACAAUAGCAUAAGUAGAUAUCCCAUGGUAUAGUGCUUUUAUGUCACAACUUUUACUGUUAUCUCAAGCCGA